Penicillium olsonii is the source of this 1161-nucleotide messenger RNA. The record is from the annotation of a GenBank genome assembly. Lineage: Eukaryota; Fungi; Ascomycota; Eurotiomycetes; Eurotiales; Aspergillaceae.
AUGUCUCUUCCUCUUCAGCUCCCAGAGACCUUUGCCCAGGUCUCACGCUACAAGAUCUUAUACCCCAGUCCAUCCCCCAUUCACCCAUUACCCUCAAUUGCUCCGGCAAGAGUCUCCCCGCAUCAACCCCUCAUCUCCGUCUACGCCAAACGAGAGGACCAUUCCUCGCCGCUGGCUUGCUCAGGCAAUAAAUACCGGAAGCUAGAGUACAUUGUACCUGAUAUUCUCUCCCAAGCACCAGUAUACCACUACCAUGAGAACAAUGCAAGCCCACCAGGCCCGCUCAACGGCCCUGCAACAACUCUGGUAACAGAAGGCGCAAUCCAAAGCAACCACACUGUGCAAGUGGCUGCACUAGCCCGCAAGCUUGGAUUGAAAGCUUUGAUUCUCCUACAUCGGGGUACAGGUGGUGGUCUUCGCGCAGCAAGCAAUAAAGAGGCAUUCCAGCGCAGCGGAAACGUCCAGAUCAAUCAUCUUCUCGGGGCGGAAGUACGCACCUGUGAACCGGGUGAUCCACUAGCACAUGAUGCAACUCCCCUGCUUGAUCAGCUGAGGGCGAGUGGUGAAACCCCGUACUGGAUUCCUGGUGGGGCAAGCCUGCACCCGCUUGGCGGAUUGGGGUACGCGAGGGCAGCAUUCGAGAUUGCUGCUCAAGAAAAGCAGAUAGGGCUUGGUGGCUCAGGUCGUUUUGACUAUGUUUUCGUGGCAUGUGGAAGUGGGAGCACAGUCGGUGGCCUGGUAGCCGGAUUCAAGCUUCUGGAGAAGUUGGGUGAAGCUUCGAGGAAAGUCAUUGGUAUUCUGAACUCGCCAACUCAACCACGUGCGUAUCACGAAGAGAGGGUACUCAGAUUUGCAAGGAAGGCUGGAAGUCUGAUUGGACUUCAUGAAGAAGAUAUAGGGGCUCAAGACGUGACACUAGAUGACCGGUUUGUUGGAAGCGCCUACGGUGUUCUUGAUGAUCAAAGUAACGAGGCUUUGAAAGUCAUGGCACAAACCGAGGGCAUGAUUUUGGAUCCAGUAUAUACAUCCAAGGUUGCCAGAGGUAUGAUGCAUUGGGUGAAGAAAGGAGAGGUUGCCGAGCCGGGCUUGGAUGGGACCAAUGUGCUGUUCAUCCAUACGGGGGGUCAGGCUGCCCUCGGGGCUUACGUAGAUGUCGAUUGA